Molecule: messenger RNA, 1002 nt
Organism: Haliaeetus leucocephalus (bald eagle)
Lineage: Eukaryota; Metazoa; Chordata; Aves; Accipitriformes; Accipitridae
Gene: HOGA1
Product: 4-hydroxy-2-oxoglutarate aldolase 1
Exons: 7
Coding region: 1-1002 (333 amino acids)
Biological process (GO): N-acetylneuraminate catabolic process
Molecular function (GO): N-acetylneuraminate lyase activity; 4-hydroxy-tetrahydrodipicolinate synthase activity
Source: RefSeq, a predicted model, not a curated record
AUGGCGCUCAGCACCUGCCUCAUCUCACCCCUCCGGCCUGCCCUGGCAGCUCUGUGCCGGGCAGCCCCUGGGCAGUGCCGGGGGCUCAGCGCCCAGCCGGGACCAGUGCACACACUGAACCUCAGGGGCAUAUUCCCGCCCCUCACCACCCCCUUCUCGGCCACACAGGAGGUGGACUAUGCCCAGCUGGAGGGAAACUUGUGCCGCUAUGCCAGCAUCCCCUUCCGAGGGCUGGUGGUGCUGGGCUCCAAUGGGGAGUACCCCUACCUGGCACUCCGCGAGCGGCUGGAGCUGGUGAGCUGCGUGCGCCGGGCUCUGCCCAGGGACCGCCUGCUGCUGGCUGGCUCGGGCUGCGAAUCCACCCAGGCCACCAUCGAGCUGACGGUCAGCAUGGCAGAGGCAGGAGCUGAUGUGGCGCUGGUCGUGACGCCCUGCUACUACCGGGGGGCCAUGACGAGCGCUGCCCUGGUGCAGCACUACACAGAGGUUGCUGAUGCAUCCCCCAUCCCUGUGGUGCUCUACAGCGUCCCUGCCAACACUGGCCUGGACCUGCCCCUGGAGGCUGUCCUCACCCUGGCUCAGCACCCCAACAUCCUUGGGAUCAAGGACAGCGGUGGGGACAUCACUCGCAUGGGGCUGAUGGUUCACAAGACACGGCAGGAGGAUUUCCAGGUGCUGGCGGGAUCAGCUGGCUUCCUGCUGGCCAGCUACGCUCUGGGUGCCUCUGGGGGGGUCUGUGCCCUUGCCAACGUCCUGGGGGCCCCACUGUGCCAGCUGGACGGCCUGUGCCGUGAGGGGCGCUGGCAGGAGGCCCGCGACCUGCAGCACCGGCUCAUCGAGCCCAACCUGGCGGUCACCCGCCGGUUUGGGAUCCCAGGACUGAAGAAGGCCAUGGAGUGGUUCGGCUACUAUGGGGGUCCCUGCCGUGCACCCCUGGCCCCGCUGAGCUCCCCCCAGGUUGAGGAGCUGAGGGGCAUCUUCAGUGCCAAUGGCUGGUUGUGA